GCCGGCUGGAGGCGGGCAGGUCCGGGCGGGGCAGCGCCGCGGAGCCCACAGCCCGCGAUCCCGGUCCGGUAGCCGCCGCCGCUCCCUCAGGGAGGAGCGACCGAGCGAGGCUUUGCGGACGGAGCGGCCCGCGCGGCGCGGGGGGCAUGAAGUUGGGUGCGCGGGGAGCUCAGAGCAGGGGCGCGGCGGAGCCGGGAGCCGCCCGCAUCUAGAGCCCGCUCUGUGCGCCAUGGAGCUCGGGGGCCCGGGGACGUCGCCGCUGCCGCCGCUGCUGCUGCUGCUUCUAGGGGCCGGCCUCCUGCCUGUGAGCAGCCAUGCAGAGACCCGGGCUCAUGCGGAGGAGCGGCUGCUGAAGAAGCUCUUCUCUGGCUAUAAUAAGUGGUCCCGGCCCGUGGCUAACAUCUCGGAUGCGGUUCUUGUCCACUUCGGCCUGUCCAUCGCGCAGCUCAUUGAUGUGGAUGAGAAGAACCAGAUGAUGACGACGAAUGUGUGGGUGAAGCAGGAGUGGCAUGACUAUAAGCUGCACUGGGACCCUGCCGACUAUGAGAACGUGACUUCCAUCCGAAUCCCCUCCGAGCUCAUCUGGCGGCCAGACAUCGUCCUGUACAACAAUGCGGACGGGGACUUUGCCGUCACCCACCUGACCAAGGCCCACCUCUUCCACAACGGCCGGGUGCAGUGGACACCCCCGGCCAUCUACAAGAGCUCCUGCAGCAUCGACGUCACCUUCUUCCCCUUCGACCAGCAGAACUGCACCAUGAAGUUCGGGUCCUGGACCUACGACAAGGCCAAGAUCGACCUGGUGAGCAUGCACAGCCGCGUGGACCAGCUGGACUUCUGGGACAGCGGUGAGUGGGUCAUCGUGGACGCCGUGGGCACCUACAACACACGCAAAUACGAGUGCUGCGCGGAGGUCUACUCGGACAUCACCUACGCCUUCAUCAUCCGGCGCCUGCCACUCUUCUACACCAUCAACCUCAUCAUCCCCUGCCUGCUCAUCUCCUGCCUCACCGUGCUUGUCUUCUACCUGCCCUCCGAGUGCGGCGAGAAGAUCACCCUCUGCAUCUCCGUGUUGCUGUCGCUCACCGUCUUCCUGCUGCUCAUCACUGAGAUCAUCCCAUCCACCUCACUGGUCAUCCCACUCAUUGGCGAAUACCUGCUCUUUACCAUGAUCUUCGUCACGCUCUCCAUCAUCAUCACCGUCUUCGUGCUCAACGUGCACCACCGCUCCCCGCGCACACACACCAUGCCUGCCUGGGUCCGCCGUGUCUUCCUGGACAUCGUGCCGCGCCUGCUCUUCAUGAAGCGGCCGUCUGUGGUCAAGGACCACUGCCGGCGGCUCAUCGAGUCCAUGCACAAGGCGGCCAGCGCUCCGCACUUCUGGCCGGAGCCCCAGGGGGAGCCUGCCCGGUCUCCGUCCCUGACCUGUGGGGUGGACCAGCCCAGCAAGCCCCAGCCAGCCCGUACAACACCCUCUGACCAGGUGCCGACUCUGCAGCCUUCAGAGACCGAGAAGGCCAGCCCCUGCCUAUCUCCUGGGCCCUGCCGUCCACUCACUGGCACCCAGGCCCCAGGGCUCACCAAAAGCCGGUCCCUAAGUGUCCAGCACAUGUCCAGCCCCAGCAAAGCGGCGGAGGACGGUGUGCGGUGCCGGUCCCGGAGCAUCCAGUACUGCGGGCCGCGAGAGGAGGCUGCCUCACCGGCUGCCCGCCUGGUGGAUAGCUCCCCCUCCUCUCCGACCAAGGCCCCCUCAGCCGAGCUCCCGCCCCCAGACCAGGCCUCCCCCUGCAAAUGCCAGUGCAGGAAGAAGCCGGGGGCCCCAAAUGCUAUGCUCAAGACCUCCAGCACCAGAGCACCACCCCUGCCCCUGUCGCCAGCCCUGGCACGGGCGGUGGAGGGCGUCCAGUACAUCGCAGACCACCUGAAGGCGGAAGACACAGACUUCUCGGUGAAAGAGGACUGGAAGUAUGUGGCCAUGGUCAUCGACCGCAUCUUUCUCUGGGUGUUCAUCAUCGUCUGCCUGCUGGGGACUGCUGGCCUCUUCCUGCCGCCCUGGCUGGCCGGCAUGAUCUAGGGGCCCGGAUUCGGGACUCCCUGAACUCGAUGGGGUCAUGCCACUUACCAGAUUGCCCCCCAUCCUCUGUCUGCUAUGAGACGGCCUUGGAAGGAGCCGCUGACCGCUGGGGACCCCCGGGGGACUGGUAAAUGCCCGUUUGUCUGCAGGGCAGUGUCACUGCCUGUCUUAUUAAAGUUUAACCAGAGCAUGGCGACACGAUGGCUGCCCACAAGGACGUGCAGCUGAUGGCUCUCAGCAAACGUCCCAGCAUGUCCCCAGGCCAUGCCACUUAGCCACCCUCAGCCCCUCUUAGCCCCCAGAGCCCUUGAUCCCUGUGGGAUCCCCGAGACCCAGGCACAGAUCCUGGCCUGGGGCACCCCUGGGUCCUCAGGCUUGCUCUCUCUGACCCCAGAGGUGAGUCAGCAAACACAUGACCCUCACCUGCCGGGGCAGGGUCCAAGCAGGGGGUAUCUGAGUGGUUGGGAGGGGUCCCAAGCUGGGGAGUGGGGGUUCUGAGCAGGGGCUGAGUUUGGUCUCUUCUGGGCACAUUAGUCAAAGCCCAGAUUUUGCACCCAAGGAGCCUUGGGGUUGGAGUGGUUAGACAUGGUCCCCAUGGAGGAGAAUCAGGUGCAGGUACCCCUCGGGUAAGGGACAUUCAGCCCCAGGCAGCCUAGAUGUCUCCCCAGCAGGGGUGCUUGGGUCUUGGGCAGACACUUUGCUGGCCUGGUGAUGCCCCCAGGUCUCCCAUGGACUUGAGACUUUGUGAGGGACCCAGAUCUGGGCUCCCAACCCAACACCUCCCUUGAUUUCCCCUCUGCUCACAGUCAGGGGACCCCUCUGGGGUAUAGUGACAGGUAAGACCUCCCUGGCAUGGCAGCUGUGGUGACUUCGCAGGCCCUGAGGACCGCUUGUCUGGCUAGCUCUGGGGCCCUCUGGAGUGUGGUGCCUUGCAGGGGAGCGGCUGAGAAACGGGGGUGGAGGGGACCCUCCACAGCCCAAAAGCCUCUGCCUCACACCAUGUGGAGGUUGCCCUGCCCGAGGGGGCCAGGGGAGGUUGGAGGGCAAUGGCCCCAGGGGCCUAGUGUCCCCUCCUCAAGAAGGCUGAGCACCAGGGACCACCACAGUGUCCCCUGAGACCCCGGGGAAACACUGGCCUUGUGGUAAUGUGGGGGUGGGCUGCCCCUGCUCUGUGGAUUCUUGCAAGCCCUUAGGCUCCAGAUGCCAGGUAGGGUCUGGACAAUGUGGCCCCUCCCCCAGGAGCCACAUCUGGGUGGAGGGAGCCUCCCCAGGCCCAAGGAAUCCCUUCUCCAGUGAUGGUCAAGCUAUGCCUCUCCAGAACCUGUGUGUCAGGGGUGUAGCUGGCAGGUUGGAGCCCUGGGUCUCCCCCGAGGCUGUGCCUGGGUCACGAGGAACUUGGGAGAACUGAAUGAAUAAUUUAGUGAAGUUCAAAGACAUUUCUGCAGAGGUUCCGCUGGAGGGCACUGCCCAGGCAGAGGAGACUGGAAUUCACAGCCUCCACCGGGCCGCCGGUGAACCGCAGACCAGCCCCCUGGACAUUCAGGACACCAUCUGACUGGCACCUGCCCCCUGGAGGCUAUUGGGGCACCAGUCAUCUCGGGAUGCUAGGGGAGAGGCCAGACUGGCAGCUCACCAGGACACAGGACGGGCCCCAAGGUCGCAGCCCGGACGCAGAUUUCAGACGUCAUCACCCCAAUCCUCCUUACGUAAGCAGAUCUGGCGCCAGAAAUGGGGAAGCAGUGGGGGCCUUGGGGCCCGUGUGCAGAUGCUCUUUCCUGGGUUGGGAGAGACCAGGAGCCCCAGGGAGGACGACAGCCCCCACUUUCUGGUUCCUGUGUUUUCCUUUUUUUUGAGACUCAAAAACAAGUCAGAAAAUCCACAUGCAGAAUAGAUCACCCACAUUCCCACCAAAUUAACCACGACCACUAUUUUGGGCUACUUGCCUCCAGGGUUUUUUGUAUUUUUUUGACAUAAAAUUUACCUACGACAAAAAUGCCUGGUCCUAAGCCCUCAGAUCAGUGAGUUUUAACUAGAUUUGACCCCAGACCCCUCCAGCCCCUCCAGCCUAUGCCUGGUUUCCUCCCCGGAGAGGGGCUUCCCCCACCGUGACCUUGGUCUGAGCGGAGCCCCCAG
Bubalus bubalis (water buffalo) is the source of this 4207-nucleotide messenger RNA. RefSeq names its product cholinergic receptor nicotinic alpha 4 subunit (gene CHRNA4). Lineage: Eukaryota; Metazoa; Chordata; Mammalia; Artiodactyla; Bovidae. Gene Ontology annotation, molecular function: transmembrane signaling receptor activity; acetylcholine-gated monoatomic cation-selective channel activity. Gene Ontology annotation, biological process: chemical synaptic transmission; nervous system process; regulation of membrane potential. The record is from RefSeq and is a predicted model, not a curated record. Gene Ontology annotation, cellular component: postsynaptic membrane; neuron projection; synapse. The coding region runs from base 230 to 2074 and encodes 614 amino acids. The transcript has 6 exons.